Molecule: messenger RNA, 1235 nt
Organism: Vidua macroura (Pin-tailed whydah)
Lineage: Eukaryota; Metazoa; Chordata; Aves; Passeriformes; Viduidae
Product: homeobox protein Hox-D1-like
Exons: 3
Coding region: 1-666 (221 amino acids)
Biological process (GO): regulation of transcription by RNA polymerase II
Cellular component (GO): nucleus
Molecular function (GO): DNA-binding transcription factor activity, RNA polymerase II-specific; RNA polymerase II cis-regulatory region sequence-specific DNA binding
Source: RefSeq, a predicted model, not a curated record
AUGGACCUGGGGUACUUUGCUCUCGCCUUUCCGCCAGGGCUGUGCCGCGGUGCCCCGCAGGCCCCGUUCCUCCAGCGAGGGGACGACGCCUUCCUGGCGCUGGGCACCACGGCCAGCGCCGCGUCUCCCCCGCAGGCGCUGGGGUACGCGGCCGCUGCCCCCGCGGCGCCGAGCCCCGGCUACCGGCCGUCCCGGGGAGCCGGACCGCUGGGCUUCGCUACGUCCAUCCUUCCCGAGAGCGGCCGCUCGCCGCCGCCGGACCCCGAGCGCCCCUGUCCCUGCCUCGGCGCGGGCGGCGGGGGUCUGCGGCACCUCUCGCCCUGCCCCGGGGCCGCCCCCGCGCCUGGCUGCCCGGCUCCCGCGGCGGCCCCGGCGGCGCCCCGCACCUUCGAGUGGAUGCGAGCGAAGCGGAGCCCGCCCGGGAGAAGCGGUGCGGCGCCGUACGGGGGGGAACUUCCCGCCUGCUCCGCACGCACCAGCUUCAGCACCCGGCAGCUCACGGAGCUGGAGAAGGAGUUUCACUUCAGCCGGUACCUGUCGCGGGCCCGCCGCCUCGAGGUGGCCCGCUCGCUGCGCCUCCGCGACGCCCAGGUGAAGGUGCCCUUCUGCUUAAGGCAUUCUUCUGAAGAUUUUCUGCUGAGGCUUUCUUCUGAAGACAUCUGCUGAGGGACUGGGAAGCCACUGCUGAUGGAAGCUUCAGCAGAGGUUGGUGGGAACCCUGGGAAACUACUCCCAAAAGCUGGGCAGGCAAGUUAUGAUGAUGUUGUGGGAACAAGUCCACGGCUAAACGGCGGCAGGAGCCUACUUGGCAAAAAUAUGGACGUUCCCCACGGUGAACAUCUGAAGGAGGGGACUUCCCAAGACAGAAGGGCUGUCACACAUCAUAUCCUGACUGUACUGGCAAAGGACAAUACUGCUAGAGGCUCGUGGUUGUGCAUGCACACAGGCACAUUUUUGUUCUGUACAUAGAGGUAUGGUUCAUGUCCCUUGGGCUGGUUCACUUCAUGGCAUAGACCUAAAAAUUCCCAGGACUGAAGUACUCAUGGGAAACUAGCUGCAACCAAAAUGUGUGGUUUGCAGUUCUUCAUUAAAGUAAUGACACAAAACAAGUGUUUAUACUGCAGGCUGAUUGUUCAUUAAAAAACAGGAAAUAAAUAUUUUAGCCACCUUUUUUUUUUUUUUUUGAAGGUGCUACUUAAAGCAGAAUAAAGCAAAAUCUGGUAAAAUUAAUGAAA